UAUUGGCAGAGUGGAUACUACGGUCACGAUCAGAACGCGAAAGUUCAUCUGACGAAACGCCUCUGGCAGAAAGCAAAGGUGGUUGACGUCGUACACCCAGGCAGGGCGACGGUGCCGAAGACGGAGAUCCGGGACAAGGUUGCACAGAUGUACAAGACAACGCCCGACGUCGUCUUCGCCUUCGGCUUCCGCACACAGUUUGGCGGCGGCCGCACCACGGGAUUCUCGCUCAUCUACGACUCGCUAGACGCAGCGAAGAAGUUCGAGCCAAAGUACCGGUUAGCGAGGCAUGGACUUUACGAGAAGAAGAAGGCCGCUCGCAAACAGCGCAAGGAAAGAAAGAACAGAAUGAAGAAGGUUCGCGGCGUUAAGAAAUCGAAGGUUGGCCACGGAAAGAAGUAAGACCAAGUGGUUGGAUACUUGUGCGUAUACGAUUCAGCGGCAGUACCAGCGGCCUCGUCCUAGUACUGCGCUACGCCACCAGGAGGCUCUUACAUGUUUAUGUAAAUUCAACAUCCCGUAAUAUAAAGGAAAAAAACAUGUA
This is a messenger RNA of Priapulus caudatus, 544 nucleotides long. RefSeq names its product 40S ribosomal protein S24-like. Gene Ontology annotation, cellular component: ribosome. The record is from RefSeq and is a predicted model, not a curated record. The coding region runs from base 148 to 402 and encodes 84 amino acids. The transcript is spliced from 4 exons. Gene Ontology annotation, molecular function: structural constituent of ribosome. Gene Ontology annotation, biological process: translation. Lineage: Eukaryota; Metazoa; Priapulida; Priapulimorpha; Priapulimorphida; Priapulidae.